CUUGCCUUCCCUGAAAAGGGAGAACUUAACAAAAAAAAAAGUCAUUUUGCCACAAAAAAAAUGGGAUGUGUUUACUGUGUUUAGAUAAGUUUCUAUCAAAAUAGUGCAUCUAAGUUGAUGAUUUAUUCCUGGAAAAUUGUUUUUAAUUGUAAAAUUUGUAUCUUCAUCGAUAAUAUAUUGAUAUAAAAUGGUAUUUUUUGGAAGUUCUUCUCCCUUCGACCAAGAUGUCGAGCGUGCUACAAGUGAGAACAACACAAGCGAAGAAUGGGGUCUGAUAAUGGAGAUAUGCGAUCGCGCCGGUGCCUCUGCUCAGAAUGCGAAAGAUUGCCUCCGCGCCGUCAUGCGCCGCCUCGGGCACCCAGACCCACACGUCCAAGUUCACGCUGCGACCCUGCUCGACGCCUGCGUCGCCAACUGCGGCCGAGCCUUCCACUUGGAGGUGGCUUCGCGCGACUUCGAAACAGAAUUUCGCAGGCUUCUGUCGCGUGCGCAACCACCAGUCGCUCAGCGCUUGAGAGCUUUGCUGCGGAAGUGGGCCGAGGGGGAGUUCAAAAGCGAUCCGCAGUUGGACUUGAUUCCUUCGUUGCAUGCUAAGUUGCGUGCGGAGAGCGGUGAGGCGGGCGCGGCGCCCUCGACUACAGCCGCGGGCGCUAGUACGAGCACUUCGACCUCUGCGGCAGCGGCGGCGCAGCGGGAACAGGAAGAACUAGCUCGCGCUAUAGCUCUCUCGCUUCGGGAGUCUACGCCGCAAACGACGACCAGCGAAGCUACCACGCUCUACCCGCGCGUCGACAUACCGGACGCAGCGCCUCCGCGCAAAGUGCGUGCUUUGUACGAUUUCGAAGCAGCUGAAGACAAUGAACUCACUUUCAUGGCGGGCGAAAUUGUUCAUGUGACGGAUUCCUCGGAUCCCAACUGGUGGAAAGGCUACAACGAUCGCGGCGAAGGGUUGUUUCCGGCCAACUUCGUUACAUCUGAUCUCAGUGAACCACGUAUUGAGGCCGAAACCGGUACUCGCAGCGUGAAGUUCGCGGACGCCGGACCCCCCGCCGCUCCUGAACCCGAGGAAGUGGUCACCAUAGACGAAGCGACUAUGGACGCGGCACUGGCUUUACUCCACGAAGCUGAUCCAGAAGCCAAUGGGGAAGCAGCGCGGGAAACGGACGCUGCAUUGGCAAGGCUAGAAAGCCGCGUGCAUUCCAUGGGUCCAUUGGUAGACGCGGCGUUGGAGCGAGCUGAUCGUCGCCACGCGCGGCUCACGCAACUGAGCGCGGAUCUGGUGGAUGCGCUCAAUUUAUACCACUCGCUAAUGCGUGAAGCCUUGAAGCCGCCGCCGCAGCAGCCGUACCCAGUGGCCGGGUUCCCCCACCCGUCCAUGGGGCCUCCAGGACCGGGCCCGAUGCCAGGACCUCACGCCCCACAUCCCCAACACCCGUACCCCCCGCCCCGUUGCUGACCGCCCCGCCAUUCCACUACCACGCCGUAGAGAUAUUUAAUUGAACAUACCUAUUGUUAUUAUUAUAUUAUUAUUGUACAUAUGCUUGAAUACACUAUUAUUUAAAAAGAA
Chilo suppressalis (striped riceborer) is the source of this 1567-nucleotide messenger RNA. The record is from the annotation of a GenBank genome assembly. NCBI's taxonomy places the organism in Eukaryota, Metazoa, Arthropoda, Insecta, Lepidoptera, Crambidae.